Cladocopium goreaui is the source of this 452-nucleotide messenger RNA. Lineage: Eukaryota; Dinophyceae; Suessiales; Symbiodiniaceae. The record is from the annotation of a GenBank genome assembly.
GAAUAUUGCUGAACCCUGGGCAGUCAAUCUGCUGACUUGGGCGCCGGGAGCCAAAUCCGAGGCCCAAGAAGGUUGGCCGAAGGCCACGGUGAAGGCCACGGUGAAGGCCACAACUGCACACCUUGGCGAUAGACGCUUACUCGGCUUGGAGCAGCGCCAUGGCAUCCAAACAGGUCAAGAAACUCCUGGAUGUGAUUUCUGAACUUCAUCCGCGGAAGGAGAGCAAAGAGCUGUCAGACGUGCUGGAAAAGCAAGUUGACAAACUUGUAGAGGAAAAGCUGAACCAACUUAUGGAGGAGGAUCUGAAGAAAAUGAAAGCUGCCACAAGCAGCCAGGCAGAGGCAGAAGGAACAGCCAAGGCUGCCUCUGAGGGUGCGCCUAGAUAGGGAACAACAGCACAGCAUGGCAGGCCAAUGCCAGCCAGCCAGUUGUGAAAGCAUGUGAAAACGAAA